Messenger RNA from Kluyveromyces lactis, 1254 nucleotides. RefSeq names its product Ecm33p (gene ECM33). The transcript has 2 exons. Bases 1 to 1254 code for a protein of 417 amino acids. The record is from RefSeq and is a predicted model, not a curated record. Gene Ontology annotation, biological process: fungal-type cell wall organization. Gene Ontology annotation, cellular component: fungal-type cell wall; plasma membrane. Lineage: Eukaryota; Fungi; Ascomycota; Saccharomycetes; Saccharomycetales; Saccharomycetaceae.
AUGCAAUACAAGAACCGUCUAACUCUUGCUGCCGUUUUGGCCGCUUCUGUUUCAGCUGCCAACUCUACUCAAAGUGUUCCAUCUUCUUGUUCUAUCAAGUCAGAUGCCACUGCUUCCUCUCAAGCUGAUUUGGACAGCUACUCUGGUUGUUCUACCAUUGUCGGUGACUUGGUCUUGACCGGUGACCUAGCUUCCGCUGCCUUGGCUGGUGUCGAAGAAAUUGACGGUUCUUUGACAAUUAAGAAUGCCACUCAAAUGACUUCUUUCUCCGCUGACUCUUUGAAGAAGAUCUCUGAAACUUUGACUUUGAAUCAAUUGACUGUAUUGGACACCGCUUCUUUCGGUUCUUUGGAAGAGGUUGACACCAUCAGUUUCGUUACUUUACCAGCUGUUUCCAAUAUUAUCACUAAGUUGACUUCUGCUAAGCAAAUUACCAUUGCUGACACUGCUUUGGAAUCUAUCGCUGGUUUCGAAGAUUUAGACGAAAUUGAAGUCUUCAAUGUCAACAACAACAAAGGUUUAGCUUCCAUUGACUCUAAGUUGAAGCACGUGAAGACUGCUUUGGAAAUUACUUUCAACGGACAAUCUGCUGAAAUCUCUUUCGACGAAUUAGAAUGGGCUAACAACAUCACUUUGAGAGAUGUUUCCAGUGCUUCUUUCGCUAAGUUGAGUAACGUUAACGCUUCCCUAGGUUUCAUUAACAACUCCUUGCCAUCUAUUGACUUGUCCACCUUGGAAAAGAUUGGUGGUUCUUUGUCCAUUGUCUCCAACGAAGAAUUGACCGAGUUGGACUUCUCUAACUUAACCUCUGUUGGUGGUGGUUUCGUUAUCGCUAACAACUCAAAGUUGGCUACCAUUGACACCUUCUCUGAAUUGUCUACUAUUGGUGGUGCUUUGGUCGUUACCGGUAAGUUCGGUGAUUUGGAAUUCCCAAGUUUGAAGUCUGUUAAGGGUGGUGCUGAUAUCGAAUCUACUGCAAGCAACUUCUCUUGCGAUGCUUUGAACAAGUUGCAACAAAAGGGUGGUAUCCAAGGUGACUCUUUCGUCUGUAAGGAUGGUCAAACUUCUACCUCCGUCAAAUUGACUGCUACCGGUACCUCCGAUGAUGAUGAUAGCACUGCUACAUCCGACUCUGGAAGCGCAGGUUCUUCCACCACCAGUUCUUCCAAGUCUUCUGGUGCUGCUGCUCACUUCAAUGCCCCAGGCUCCUCUGUCAUGGGUGCCGUUGCUGCCAUCGCUUAUGCCUUAUUAUAA